This is a messenger RNA of Castor canadensis (American beaver), 7705 nucleotides long. NCBI's taxonomy places the organism in Eukaryota, Metazoa, Chordata, Mammalia, Rodentia, Castoridae. The record is from RefSeq and is a predicted model, not a curated record.
GCCUUUGAAAGAUGGGAGAAAUGCCUGCUGCCUCUCCAGUUGGCUUUGGAAUCCAAGAAUGUGAAGCUGGCCCAACAUGCUUUGGCAGGGAUGCAGAAGCUCCUGUCGGAAGAGAGGUUUGUUUCCAUGGAAACAGACUCUGAUGAGAAGCAGCUGCUCAAUCAGAUCCUGAACGCCGUGAAAGUGACACCCUCGCUCAAUGAAGACCUGCAGGUGGAAGUGAUGAAGGUUUUACUGUGCAUCACCUACACCCCGACAUUUGACCUGAAUGGAAGUGCAGUGCUGAAGAUAGCCGAGGUGUGCAUCGAGACAUACACAUGCAGCUGUCACCAGCGUAGUAUAAACACUGCUGUGCGGGCGACCCUCAGUCAGAUGCUGAGUGACCUGACUUUACAGCUCCGACAGAGGCAGGAGAACACGAUAAUUGAAAACCCAGAUGUCUCGCAGGAAUUCGGGAGUCAAGGGUCAACAGUAGAGACCCUCUGUGACGACGUGGUCUCUGUCCUCACUGUCCUGUGUGAGAAGCUACAAGCCUCCAUAAAUGACAGCCAACAGCUACAGCUUCUGUACCUGGAAUGCAUCUUGUCUGUGCUUAGCAGCUCCUCCUCCUCCAUGCACCUGCACAGGGGCUUCACCGACCUCAUCUGGAAAAGCCUCUGCCCUGCUCUCAUCGUGAUCCUCGGAAACCCCAUUCAUGACAAAACCAUCACCGCUCACAGCAGCAGCACCAGCACCAGCGUGGAGUCAGACUCUGCCUCCCCAGGCGUGUCUGACCAUGGUCGGGGCUCAGGCUGCUCCUGCACCGCACCAGCCCUCAGCGGGCCCGUGGCUCGCACCAUUUAUUACCUUGCAGCUGAGCUUAUCCGGCUAGUGGUCGUGGACUCCAUGAAGCCAGUGCUCCAGUCCCUCUAUCACCGUGUGCUGCUGUACCCCCCACCCCAGCACCGCGUGGAAGCCAUCAAGAUCAUGAAAGAGAUACUCGGGAGCCCACAACGUCUCUGUGACUUGGCGGGACCCAGCUCCACUGAGCACGAACCCAGAAAAAGAUCAAUGUCCAAAAGAAAGUCUCACUUGGAUCUCCUCAAACUCAUCAUGGAUGGCAUGACAGAAGCAUGCAUCAAGGGUGGCAUUGAAGCCUGCUAUGCCGCUGUGUCCUGCAUCUGCACCUUACUGGGUGCCCUGGAUGAGCUCAGCCAAGGCAAAGGCUUGAGUGAGGGUCAAGUGCAGCUGCUCCUCCUGCGCCUUGAGGAGCUGAGGGAUGGGGCUGAGUCCAGCCGGGACUCAGUGGAGAUCAACGAGGCUGACUUCCGCUGGCAGCGGAGAGUACUGUCCUCUGAGCACACGCCCUGGGAGUCAGGCAAUGAGAGGAGCCCGGACAUCAGCAUCAGUGUCACCACGGAUACUGGCCAGACCACCUUGGAGGGAGAGCUGGGCCAGACGACCCCCGAGGACCGCUCUGAGAACCACAAGAACGGGCUCAAGUCACCAGCCAUCCAGGAGGGCAAGGAGGUGCUGACCAAGGUGGCAGAAGCAGAGGCAGCAGACCAGCCCGAUGUGGUCCAGAGAAGCCACACUGUCCCUUACCCUGACAUCACCAACUUCCUGUCGGUGGACUGCAGGAUGAGGUCCUGUGGUUCUAGGUACAGUGAGAGCAACUUCAGUGUAGAUGAGCAAGACCUGUCCAGGACGGAGUUUGACUCUUGUGACCAGUACUCAAUGGCAGCAGAAAAGGACUCUGGCAGGUCUGAUGUGUCAGACAUUGGCUCUGACAACUGUUCGCUGGCUGAUGAGGAGCAGACACCUCGGGACUGCCUGGGUCACCGGUCCCUGCGGACAGCUGCCCUGUCUCUCAAACUGCUGAAGAACCAGGAGGCUGACCAGCACAGUGCCCGGCUGUUCGUGCAGGCCCUGGAAAGCCUCCUUCCCCGGCUCCUGGCCCUAUCCAGUGUGGAGGAGGUAGACACUGCCCUCCAAAACUUUGCCUCUACUUUCUGCUCAGGCAUGAUGCACUCCCCCGGCUUCGACGGGAGUAGCAGCCUGAGCUUCCAAAUGCUGAUGAACGCAGACAGCCUGUACACGGCAGCGCACUGUGCCCUGCUCCUGAACCUCAAGCUCUUGCAUGGCGACUACUACAGGAAGCGGCCAGCCCUGGCGCCUGGCAUGAUGAAAGAGUUCAUGAAGCAGGUGCAGAGCAGCGGGGUGCUCAUGGUCUUCUCCCAGGCCUGGAUCGAGGAGCUGUAUCACCAGGUACUCGACAGAAACAUGCUCGGAGAAGCUGGCUACUGGAGCAGCCCCGAGGACAGCAGCCUUCCUCUCGUUACCAUGCUGACCGAUAUUGACGGCUUAGAGAGCAGUGCGAUUGGUGGCCAGCUGAUGGCCUCGGCCUCUACAGAGUCCCCUUUCACCCAGAGCAGGAGAACGGAUGACUCCACCGUGGCAGGUGUGGCAUUUGCUCGCUACAUCCUGGUUGGCUGCUGGAAGAACCUGAUUGACACUCUGUCAACCCCCCUGACUGGCCGCAUGGCAGGGAGCUCCAAGGGGCUGGCCUUCAUUCUGGGAGCUGAGGGCAUCAAAGAGCAGAACCAGAGGGAGCGCGAUGCCAUCUGCAUGAGCCUGGACGGGCUGCGGAAAGCUGCACGGCUGAGCUGUGCCCUAGGGGUCGCUGCUAACUGCGCCUCAGCCCUUGCCCAGAUGGCGGCUGCGUCCUGUGUCCAGGAAGAGAAAGAAGAAAGGGAAGCCCAAGAACCCAGUGAUGCCAUAGCACAAGUGAAGCUAAAAGUGGAGCAGAAACUGGAGCAGAUGGGGAAGGUGCAGGGGGUGUGGCUGCACACAGCCCAUGUCCUGUGCAUGGAUGCCAUCCUCAGCGUGGGCCUGGAGAUGGGAAGUCACAACCCGGACUGCUGGCCACAUGUGUUCAGGGUGUGUGAGUACGUGGGCACAUUGGAGCACACCCACUUCAGUGACAGUACCUCACAGCCCUCUCUGACCAUCAGCCAGCCCCAGAAGGCAUCUGGGGGCUCUGGACUCCUUGGGGACCUUGAAUGUGAAGGCUUAUCUCAAGAGCAGAACCUGGAGCAGGGGCCCUCCCUGAGCACAGCCCCUGUGGUCCAGCCCCUGUCCAUCCAAGAGCUCGUUCGGGAAGGCAGCCGGGGCCGGGCCUCAGACUUCCGCAGCGGCAGCCUCAUGAGUGGGAGCAGCGCCGCCAAGGUGGUCCUUAGCCUUUCCACCCAGGCAGACAGGCUCUUUGAAGAUGCUACAGAGAAGCUGAACCUCAUGGCCUUGGGAAGUUUCCUUUACCAGCUGAAGAAAGCAUCACAGUCCCAGCUUUUCCAUUCUGUCACAGAUACAGUUGAUUACUCUCUAGCAAUGCCAGGAGAAGUUAAGUCCACCCAGGACCGAAAAAGUGCCCUCCACCUGUUCCGCCUGGGGGACGCCAUGCUGAGGAUCGUGCGGAGCAAAACACGGCCUCUGCUCCACGUGAUGCGUUGUUGGAGCCUUGUGGCCCCGCACCUGGUGGAGGCUGCCUGCCAUAAGGAAAGACAUGUGUCUCAGAAGGCUGUGUCAUUCAUCCAUGACAUCCUGACAGAGGUUCUCACUGACUGGAACGAGCCGCCCCACUUUCACUUUAACGAAGCUCUCUUCCGGCCUUUUGAGCACAUUAUGCAGCUAGAGUUAUGUGAUGAAGACGUCCAAGACCAGGUGGUCACAUCCAUCGGGGAGUUGGUGGAAGUGUGUCCCACACAGAUCCAGUCGGGAUGGAGGCCCUUGUUCAGUGCCUUGGAAACAGUGCACAGUGGGAACAAGUCAGAGGUCAAAGAGUACCUGGUUGGCGACUAUUCUAUGGGGAGAGGCCAAGCUCCAGUGUUUGAUGUGUUUGAAGCUUUUCUCAAUACCGACAAUAUCCAGGUCUUUGCUAAUGCAGCCACCAGUUACAUCAUGUGCCUUAUGAAGUUUGUCAAAGGUCUGGGGGAGGUGGACUGUAAAGAAAUAGGAGAUUAUGUCCCUGGGUCAGGAGCCACAUCCACAGACCUGUGCCUCCCUGCCCUGGAUUAUCUCAGGCGCUGUUCUCAGUUGUUGGCCAAAAUCUACAAAAUGCCCUUGAAGCCAAUAUUCCUUAGUGGGCGACUUGCUAGCUUGCCUCGAAGACUUCAGGAGCAGUCAGCAAGCAGUGAGGAUGGAAUCGAAUCUGUCCUGUCGGAUUUUGAUGAUGACACUGGUCUCAUAGAAGUUUGGAUCAUCCUGCUGCAGGAGCUAACAGCAGCUGUGUCCAAUUGUCCACGUCAGCACCAACCCCCAACCUUGGAUCUACUCUUUGAGUUGUUGCGAGAUGUUACCAAAACACCUGGACCUGGGUUUGGAAUCUAUGCAGUUGUUCACCUUCUCCUUCCUGUGAUGUCCCUGUGGCUCCGUCGCAGCCACAAAGACCACUCCUACUGGGAUGUGACCUCUGCUAACUUUAAGCACGCCAUUGGACUCUCCUGUGAGCUGGUGGUGGAGCACAUCCAAAGCUUCCUGCACUCAGACAUCAGGUAUGAAAGCAUGAUCAACACCAUGCUUCGGGAUCUCUUUGAGUUGCUGGUGGCGUGUGUGGCCAAACCAACGGAAACCAUCUCCAGGGUGGGCUGUUCCUGCAUUAGGUACGUUCUCGUGACAGCGGGCCCUGUGUUCACUGAGGAAAUGUGGCGGCUUGCCUGCUGCGCCCUGCAGGAUGCUUUUUCUGCCACCCUGAAGCCAGUGAAGGACCUGCUGGGCUGCUUCCACAGUGGCACCGAGAGCUUGAGUGGGGAAGGCUGCCAGGUACGAGUGGCAGCCCCCUCCACCUCUCCCAGUGCGGAGGCUGAAUACUGGCGCAUCAGAGCCAUGGCCCAGCAGGUGUUUAUGUUGGACACCCAGAGCUCACCAAAGACUCCAAACAACUUCGAUCAUGCUCAGUCCUGCCAGCUCAUCAUUGAGCUUCCUCCUGAUGAGAAGUCAAAUGGACACACCAAAAAAAGUGUGUCUUUCAGGGAGAUCGUGGUGAGCCUGCUGUCUCAUCAAGUGCUACUGCAGAACCUGUAUGACAUCCUCCUAGAAGAGUUUGUCAAAGGCCCCUCUCCUGGAGAGGAGAAGACCAUGCAAGUACCAGAUGCCAAGCUGGCGGGCUUCCUCAGAUACAUCUCCAUGCAGAACUUGGCCGUCAUAUUUGACCUGCUGCUGGACUCCUAUAGGACAGCCCGAGAGUUCGACACCAGCCCGGGCCUGAAGUGCCUGCUGAAGAAAGUGUCUGGCAUCGGGGGCGCUGCCAACCUGUACCGCCAGUCAGCCAUGAGUUUCAACAUCUAUUUCCACGCGCUGGUGUGCGCUGUGCUCACCAACCAAGAAACCAUCACUGCCGAGCAGGUGAAGAAGGUCCUGUUCGAGGACGACGAGAGGAGCACGGAUUCGUCGCAGCAGUGCUCAUCUGAGGACGAGGACAUCUUUGAAGAGACGGCACAGGUGAGCCCCCCGCGGGGCAAGGAGAAGCGGCGGUGGCGGGCGCGGCUGCCCUCGCUCAGCGUGCAGCCGGUCAGCAAUGCCGACUGGGUGUGGCUGGUCAAGCGACUGCACAAACUGUGCAUGGAGCUGUGCAACCACUACAUCCAGAUGCACUUGGACUUGGAGAGCAGUGUGGAGGAGCCCCCAGCCUUCAAGAGUGACCCCUUCUUCAUCCUGCCCUCCUUCCAGUCCGAAUCGUCCACCCCAUCUACAGGUGGCUUCUCUGGGAAGGACACACCUUCCGAGGAUGACCGAAGCCAGGUCCGGGAGCACCUAGGCGAGUCGAUGAGUCUCAGGGUGAGUGGUGGGGAUAUGCUCAUGGUGCCUCCCAGUCCCAAAGUGGAGAAGAAGGAUCCCAGCCGGAAGAAAGAGUGGUGGGAGAAUGCAGGGAACAAAAUUUACACCAUGGCAGCCGACAAGACCAUCUCCAAGUUGAUGACUGAAUACAAGAAGAGGAAACAGCAGCACAACCUGCCCACCUUCCCCAAAGAGGUCAAGGUGGAUAAGAAGGGAGAGCCACUGGGGCCCAGGGGCCCAGACUCGCCGCUGCUUCAGCGUCCCCAGCACCUGAUGGACCAAGGACAGAUGCGCCAUUCCUUCAGCGCCGGCCCUGAGCUGCUGCGACAGGAGAAGAGGCCCCGAUCUGGCUCCACCGGGAGCUCCCUGAGUGUCUCUGUGCGAGAUGCAGAAGCUCAGAUCCAGGCGUGGACCAACAUGGUGCUAACGGUUCUUAAUCAGAUUCAGAUCCUUCCGGACCAGACCUUCACUGCCCUGCAGCCUGCAGUGUUCCCUUGCAUCAGCCAGCUGACCUGUCACGUGACCGACAUCAGAGUUCGUCAGGCUGUGAGGGAAUGGCUGGGCAGAGUGGGCCGUGUCUAUGACAUCAUUGUGUAGCAGACUUGGAUUCCAUCCCCAAGGAAAUGAGAUAAUGAGGGGUAGAUUCUGCCUGCCAAUCCAACUGAUGGCAUUUUCCCCACCACCCACCCCACUUAAGGCUAGGUCUCAGAGAAGGUAGUUCUCUGAAACGUAGUAACAAACCUUUCUACCCGCAUCCUAAUUCAUCAACCUUGGGCCAUUCUGGAUACCAAGAUGGUAUCCAGAUGAUACAAGUGAUCAUCUGAUUUUGCACAUUAUUACAGAAGAGUUAACAUUCCUUGAUAUAUUUCUAAUCUUGAAGUUGAUUUCCAAGUGUUUUUGCUUGCAGUGUUAGCCUCAAAUGGGUUAUUUUCAAGGAUCACCCCCUUGAAAAUACUACAUUGGUCCAUUUGAUCUAGCAUUUUAAAAAUAAAUGCAAGUUCUAAGAAAAUAUCUGCUGGUAAGUCAAGCUGAUAUAUAAACACUCAGACAUCUAGUAUCAGCCAUUAUUAAUUGGCAGAAAACCUAUAUUAUGGUUGGAUUUGGCUGGGGAAAAAACUAUUGCAAAUGUAUUUUUUUCAGUGUCAUAAUCAAGAAAGAAAUGACUUCUACUAUAAAAUAUUCCAGAACAUUUCAACAUUAAUCCUAAGUUACUAAGAUUUUCAGGUUAGUAUUUGCCAACUUCCCCAUGUAAGGUACUAUUGUGCCUUUAUUUCUCUAUUUCUAAAGGAAGAUGUUCUUUCCUAGCAGGGUUUUAAGUCUGUGGUUUGACAGGCUUUAACACAAAACACCCAGUGGUAUUGGCUGAUGCAUAUGUUGUCAAGAAACUUGAGACUGACCAGCUACCCUGCAUGUCCCAUUAGUCUUUGCUUCUGCUCCCAAGGCAGACAAGAAAAGGAAAGAAAAAAUGGUGCCUUAAUCCUUCAUUGCACAGACAUUUCUAUGCCCCACAAUUAUCCAAACAUAAGGUACAAAACUUGGUUUUUAAGAGAACAAAAUAUUAAGUUGAAACUCAUUUUAUAUCAGUACGCUUGGAGGAAAAGAACUCAGGAGUCCUCCAUCCAGUGAGCAGACUUCUCAGGGAAGGGGGCAGGAAGUGCCAGGAAGAUAGCUGGAAGGGGUGGGUUAGGGGACCAUGAUGGAAUCAUGUCAAAUCUUAAACUAUGAUAGAAAACUUGUGAAAUUGUGGUGUCUGUUAUACAGGCUCUUAUCUCAGAAGAAAAUAAAGGGGAGAGGACAUGAUGAAGGUUAGAAAAUUAAUUUUUCUAUUGAAAGUAUUUCUUAUUUCUCCUCUCUAGCAAGUGAAGUUACAAUGUUUCAAGGGCCCUUUUAUUCA